AUUCAGGGCAUGUCUUGAUUUGUUGUUUGCCUGUCUUUCUUGCUCAUUUGUUUUACGACCGCGCUAUGAACUGAGGUGUUGCUGUAUUUCCCGACUAUACAUUGAAAUCCGCAUAUCGCGCUCAAUCUUCAACAUGAGCGCAAUCCUUCGGAUGGUCCAAGAGACCCAAGAUUCCCUCUCCGACGAUGCCCUCCUACCCCUUAAGUCGUACAAGUACUCGAGUGUCGACAAAUCGUUUAUUUCGAACUACAUCUUGAGACACUACUGGAAUGCCUUCGUCGAGCUCGUUCCCAUGUGGAUGGCCCCGAACAUGGUAACCCUUCUUGGGUUCAUGUGGAUUGUCGCCAAUGUCUUCAUCAUCGAGAUCUUUGUGCCGGACAUGGUGGGACCGGGCCCCGGGUGGAUUUACUUCAGUUUCGCUCUUGGCAUGUGGAUGUACUCGACCCUCGACAAUGUGGAUGGUAAACAGGCGCGCCGAACAGGAACGUCCAGCGGCCUCGGAGAACUUUUUGAUCACGGAAUCGACUCUCUGAACUGUACCCUUGCCAGUCUGCUUUCGACUGCAGCAAUGGGCUUCGGCUCUACACAACUUGGUGCGUGGACGGCUAUUGUGCCCUGUCUGGCCAUGUACUUCUCCACUUGGGAGACCUUCCACACCCACACCCUGUACCUCGGCUACUUCAAUGGCCCAACUGAGGGCCUUUUGAUCGCCAUUAGUAUUAUGGUCGCCUCGGGCAUCUGGGGCCCCGGAAUGUGGUCCCAGCCGAUUACUGGAUUCAUUAACAUUCCCCAAAUCUUUGGUACCGCUUCCAUCAAGGACCUCUGGGUUCCCAUCCUGCUCGGUGGCUUCUUCCUCGGCCAUCUGCCCGGAUGUGUUAUGAAUGUGGCUGCUGCGCGCAAGAAGCAAGGCCUGGCUUUCACUCCUAUUCUCAAGGAGUGGGUCCCUAUGGUCGCCUUCACCACCUGCAUCAUUGCAUGGCUCUUCUCUCCUUACUCGACCAUUCUGUCCAACAACCACCUGGUCCUGUUCUGCUGGGUCAUCGCUUUUGUGUUUGGACGUAUGACCACCAUGAUCAUCCUGGCCCACCUCUUGAGACAGCCUUUCCCGUACUGGACUGUCCUGCAGGCCCCACUUAUCGGCGGCGCGGUGCUUGUCAACCUCCCCAUCCUGGGCUUCCCAGUGAUUGCUCCCUGGUUGGAGCUUCUUUAUCUCCGUGUCUACCUUGUCUUCGCCUUUGUUAUCUACAUGCACUGGGCAGUCCUUGUUAUUAACCGCAUCACCACUUUCCUCGGCAUCAACUGCCUUACCAUCCGCAAGGACCGCGGUGCCGCCAGAGACCGGGCUUACCGCACCCUCGGUGAUGCUCCCCUCGAGGAGCCUCGCGCCUCCACUGAUACCAACAAGACUCAUUAGAUUAUUUUCGUCGCGCCACAUUCCAUGCAUAACGGAUCGAUUCAUGAGGACAACCUCAUUGCGUGGUCCUUCAUAUCAGCAUUGCCACCGGAGGACCUGAGCGAUCCUUUGAAGAUUUAAAAAGCCGCCAUCUUGUAAUUAUGAACACAACCACCCUCAAUAUCUCGCUCGCCUUGACAUGUUUUGAUUAACAGAGAAUGAAUCAAGUGAGGGUUGGAAUUUUUGAUGAAACUACACAUGGAAACUUCCCCUGCAUAUUUGUACUUACGAGACUAUUAAUAUUUUGUGAAUAGACAAAAAGAUUCAAGUUCAUUAGUCUUCUUGAGAGAAGUUGAAAUCGAAACGCAAAUUUUGAACAAAAGCGUCAUAGUACAGGAGAAUAAACCAUCACUCAUAUCGCAAACGAUCAACGCUGGCAAGAACAAAACACAAUCAU
Penicillium canescens is the source of this 1850-nucleotide messenger RNA. RefSeq lists its product as uncharacterized. Lineage: Eukaryota; Fungi; Ascomycota; Eurotiomycetes; Eurotiales; Aspergillaceae. Gene Ontology annotation, molecular function: phosphotransferase activity, for other substituted phosphate groups. The transcript is spliced from 6 exons. Bases 134 to 1414 code for a protein of 426 amino acids. Gene Ontology annotation, biological process: phospholipid biosynthetic process. Gene Ontology annotation, cellular component: membrane. The record is from RefSeq and is a predicted model, not a curated record.